Durio zibethinus is the source of this 6800-nucleotide messenger RNA. The record is from RefSeq and is a predicted model, not a curated record. Lineage: Eukaryota; Viridiplantae; Streptophyta; Magnoliopsida; Malvales; Malvaceae.
CAUUUCUUGACUAGUCUCCGCCUUUUAUGCUCUUUUGCAGAAAACACGCAAUUCUCAGUUUUCAUUCUCCGUUCUCUCAACUCUUUCUACUGCUGAAUCCUCAUGCUUUAUUCACCAAAAAAAAGAAAAAAUAAUUCCUCAAAAUUUUCCUGUAGGUUUUCGGCUCUUUUGAUAUUAGUACUCAAAGUAAGGAUAGGAAGAAGCUGUAGCCGAUCUAUCUUUUGAUAUCUAAGACAAGGACACAGAAAUCAUGUGCCACAGCCCAGAGGCGCACAAUCAGGACCCAGGGACCGCAGAAUGGAGACCAGCUGGCCGUGCUUUAGUCGUCCUUUAGUUUGUCAACAUGUUCCCAUUUGUUUACGACUCUUGGCUGUUCAUACUCUUUUAUAGAAAACACGCAAUUCUGAGUUUUGAUUCUCUGUUCUCUCAAACUGCCAUCUCCUAAACUCUUUCAACUGCUGAAUCCUCAAGCUUUAUUCACCAAAAAAAGAAAAAAGAAUUCCUUAAAAUUUGUCUGUAGGUUCUCUGUUCUUUUGGCUUCACUACUCAAAGUGAGGAUAGGAAGAAGCUGUAGCCGAACAAUCUUUUGAUAUCUAAGAGAACGACAGAGGUAUGUUUGUUUAAACCCAUUUCCACUGUUUUCAUCUCUGAUUAUUUGAUUUAUAUUAUUUUUUUAUUUUGGGUUUUGAAUAUUACUGUUCAUAUUGUUUUAGGUUUUGUCAGGGAGCGUUCUUCCGAUUAAAAAAAAAAAACAGAAAAAAAAAUAUGGAGGCUUGUAUUUCCAUUGUUGGAUCCAUUCUUGGCUCUCUUGCUGGGAAAGCGGUGGAAUACACAGUUGAUCCCAUUGCACGACAAGUUAGUUACUUGUUCAAGCAUAAGAGCAAGUUUCAAAACCUCAGGGAUCAACUUAAAAAACUGAAGAUUGCAAGAGAAAGUGUGCAAGAGGAUGUUAAUGCGGCUACGAGACAGGGAAAGGAGAUAUUUAGCUAUGUGGAUGAGUGGUUGACUAAGGUCAGAGGGAUCUGUGACGAGGCUGCUGGGCAAUUGGAUGAAGAUGAAGAGAAAGCAAAGCAGAUGUGUUUCGUUGGGUUGUGUCCUAAUUUUAAGUCUCGUUACCAACUCAGUAGAAAAGCUGAGAAAGAGGCCAACACCAUUGCUGAACUCUUGAAAGAUAAAGACCGAUUUGGUGGAGUUUCAUACAGACCUGCUCCAGAAGGGAUAGCUAGUAGACCUGUCAGAGAGUACGAGGACUUUGAGUCAAGAACGGGUGCUUUCGAUGCGGUCAUGGAGGCGCUUAAAGAUGCUAAUUUGAGCAUAAUUGGUGUUUACGGGAUGGGGGGUGUGGGUAAAACCACACUAGUUAAACAAGUUGCUAGACAAGCCAAGGAUGAUUUGUUUGAUAAGGUGGUCAUGGCAGCCGUAACCCAGAGUUUUGACAUCAAGAAAAUUCAAGAACUGAUUGCAGAUGAAUUGGGUCUGAAGUUUGAAAUGCAGAGUGAGCCCGGGAGAGCAGGCGAACUGCGUAACAGACUAAAGAAAAGCAAGGUUCUUGUUAUUUUGGAUGAUAUUUGGGAGAAAUUGGAUAUGGAGGCUCUGGGAGUUCCUUACGGAGGUGAACACCAAGGAUGCAAGAUCUUACUGACGUCUAGAAAGGUUGAUGCUUUAUCUUUGAUGGGUUCGCUGAAAAACAUUCCAAUUGAAAUAUUGAAAGAAGAAGAAGCAUGGAACCUGUUUAAGAAGAAGGCAGGUGAUAUUGUUCUAAGCCCUGACUUGGAAACUACGGCAAUUGAAGUGGCCAAUGAAUGUGCUGGAUUGCCGAUUGCCAUUGUAACAGUUGGGGAAGCUAUGAAAAAUAAGAAGAAUCUGUCUGAUUGGAAGUAUGCCUUGAAUGAACUAAGAAAUCCCUCUAAAAGAAACUUCAAGGGGAUACCAGCAGGUGCAUAUUCAGCUAUAGAGUUGAGUUACAAGUUUUUAGAAGAUGAGGAACAUCGACCUACUUUCCUACUCUGUAGCAUAAUGGGCCAUGAUGCUGCCAUCGACCGCUUGUUGAGAUAUGGCAUGGGUUUGGGUUUAUUUCAUGCAGUUAAUACAAUCAAAGAAGCACGAUAUAAAGUAUCCGCAUUGGUUAACAACCUGAAAAGCUCUUCUUUGUUACUUGAUGGUUCUACCUUUGAGCGCUUUGAUAUGCAUGACGUUGUUUGUGAUGUUGCCUUAUCGAUCGCUUCGAGAGACCACCAUUGGCUUGCUCUAGGAAGGGAUGAUGAUGAUGUAUUCAAAGAGUUGUCAAAUGAGGAAAAAAUGAGAAAUUGCGAACUGAUCAGCUUGCAGUAUGCUAAGGUUUGUGAACCUUCUGAUCAUGAUCGGUUGGAAUGUCCAAAUCUUACCUUUGUCUCUUUGGGUAGUGAGGAUUCCUCUUUGAAAAUUUCAGACAACUUCUUUAGGGGAAUGCAAAAACUCAGAGUCUUAGAUUUUGCCAAACUUGAUUUUCCAUCCUUGCCUUCGUCAUUUUGUUUCCUAAAAAAUCUCCGUACUUUAUGUUUUUCUGACUGCAUUUUAAAAGAUAUAGUCAUCAUUGAAGAGUUAAAGAAUUUAGAAAUCCUUAGCUUCCGAAAAUCUAAAAUUGCAGUGCUACCACCCCAAAUAGGACAAUUGAUCAAGCUAAAAUUGCUAGAUUUGAGUCAUUGUUCCAGUCUUAAAGUAAUAUCACCAAAUGUCUUGUCUCGUUUAUCCAGAUUAGAAGAAUUAUACCUACUUCAUAGCUUUGAUAGAUGGGAGGUUGAGGGACAUGAGAAGCCAAGAACCAAUGCUAGCCUUGUUGAGUUGCAACAUUUGUGUCGUUUGACAACUUUGGAAGUACAUAUUCCUGAUCUGCAAGGUGUGCCAAAGGAAUUGUUUUCUGAAAAGUUUGAAAGAUACAAAAUUUCCAUUGGAGAGAAGUGGCGGCAGUCUUAUAAGUCAAAAACCUCGAGAGAGUUGAAACUCAAGUUGAAUAAGAGUAUUUAUUUGGACGAUAGUGGGGUUAAAACGUUGUUGAGAAAAACCGAAACUCUCCAUCUGGAUGCAGGGAAAGAUGUCAUAGACAUGCUUUAUGAUCCAGAUACCCAAGGUUUCCCACAUUUAAAACAUCUUGAUGUCUGCAAUGAUUCAGAGGUUAAAUAUCUAAUCAAGGAGUUGGCUUCUUGUAAAGCAUUUCCUCUUUUGGAGACAUUGUUUCUUCGUAAACUGAACAAUUUGGAGGCCAUAUAUUAUGGUCAACUCCAAGCUGAAUGUUUUGGUCAACUAAGAAAGAUAAAUGUUGAAGAUUGUAAUAUGUUGAAGAAUUUGUUCUCAUUCACCUUAGCCAGAAAGCUCGGCCACCUUCAAAAAAUUCGUGUAUCUGAUUGCAAGAAUUUCACGGAGUUAAUUGUAGAAAAGAGGGAGGAAGAGAUUGGUGAUGAUGACAUUUUAGAAUUCAGCCAAUUACGCUCUUUAAGGUUAGAAGAUCUACCAAGUUUCAUUGGCUUGUUUAACUCAGAAAAAAAGCUUUCCUCGUCUCAACAAGGAAGAGUUCAAUCAAUUGAUGGAAGUUCAACUGCCACAGCACUUUUUGACCGAAAGGUCGUGUUCCCAUGCUUAAAGGAGUUGCGGUUAGAUUCAAUCAUAGUUGAAAAAUUAUGGCAUGAUCAGCUUUCAGUAACGGCUUUUGGUGUUGGAAAUUUAACGGAAUUGACUGUUGAGAAAUGUCAUAAUUUGAAGAAUCUAUUUACUUCUUCUAUGGUUGAAAGCUUCGUGCAACUGAAAUCACUUUAUAUUAGGAAUUGUAAUGAAAUUGAAGAGGUAAUAACAGUGACAGAAGGAUUACUGGAAGAAGAAAGGAUGAGGAAAAUGGUGUUUCCUAAACUAGACAAUUUGCACCUCUUCAAUCUUCCCAAUCUCAAAAGAUUUUGUUGUGGAAAUCCAAUUGAAUUCCUCUCUUUAAAGGAACUAUGGAUUCUUGGAUGUCCAGUUUUGAACACAUUUCAUUCUGAUUCUACAAGUGUGGGUACAAUUGUUGGAAAUGAAGCAGGAAAGAAUAGCAUCUCAAUGGUGAAACACUGCACUGAUGUACCAAAAUAUCUAUUCGAUGAAAAGGUUGUGUUCCCAGGCUUAAAGCAAUUGUGUCUACGCUCAAUCCCAGCGAAAAAACUAUGGCAUGAGCAACUUUCAGUAACUUCUUUUGGUGUUCAAAAUUUAACAAAUUUGGAAGUGUACGCAUGCUAUUAUUUGAAGAAUAUAUUUACUUCUGCUAUGGUUGAAAGCUUUGUGCAACUGAAAACACUUAAUAUUGUAGAAUGUGAUGAACUUGAAGAGAUAAUAAUAGUGACGGAAGGAUUAGUAGAAGAAGAAGAAAGGAUGAGGAAAAUGGUGUUUCCUAAAUUAGACCGCUUGAAGCUUAGUGUUCUUCCCAAGCUCAAAAGAUUUGGCUUUGGAAAUCCAAUUGAAUUCCCUUCUCUAACAUAUCUGUACAUAGAAGGAUGUCCUAUUUUGAAUACAGUCCAUUUUGAUUCUACAAGUGUGGGAACAACUGUUGGAAAUGAAGCAGAAAACAGCAGCAUCUCAAUGGAGAACCUCCACUCGGAUAUCUCAAAAUAUCUAUUCAGUGAAAAGUUGGCAUUCCCAAAUCUACAGCAACUUCACCUCGGAUGGGAUGAUGGGAUGAAAGAGAGAUUGCAUGGCCUACGACUUGCAUCGGACUACUUUUGCAAACUAAAAGUUCUCGGACUUGUAGGGUUUCCUCAACAAUUAGCCAUAUUCCCAUCUUUCCUGUUCCAAUUACUAUCCUUACCCAAUCUCGAAAGCCUUCGAAUAGAAGAUUGUUACUUUGAAGAGUUGGUAUUCCAAAGUGAAGGAGUUGGUGGUGAGGAAGGAUUCCAAAAUCUAAGGAUUUUACUUGUGGGAGAGUGUCCCAAAUUAAAAAGUAAUUUAGUUCCAUCCUCAGUAUGUUUCCAGAAUCUGAUGACUCUUACAGUAUAUGGAUGUGAUGGGAUCAUAAAAUUAGUUACACAUUCAACAGCCAAAAGCCUAGUGCAGCUCAGAGAAAUGAGGAUACGGUGUUGUAAAAAGAUAGAAGAAAUAGUAGAAGGUAGCGAUGGGGAUCGUGAUGAAGUGAAGGAUGAAAUCAUUUUCCCCAAACUCAACCUUUUGGAACUGAGUGUGCUAUCAAAUCUAGAAAGCUUCUGCUCAUCAGGGAAUCAUACCUUUGGAUUCCCAUCCUUAGCAACCGUACUUGUGCAUAAAUGCCCAAAGAUGAAGAUGUUCUCUAAGGGAGGGUUAAACGCUCCCAUGUUGCACAAAGUACGAGCAUAUGAGUGGGAAGAUGAAGGGGAUUGGAUUUGGGAAGGAAGCCUUAAUAGCACCAUACGAAAACUGUUCACGGAAAGGAAUCCCAUGGAGGAAAUGCAGUAUUCUAUAGAAGAUCAAGGCAAUCCUUCAAUUUCUAACGCACAAUCAACAUAGUCGAGAAUUCUGAAGAAGAUCAGCUCAAUCCUUCAACUGCCAAGAAACAUAGUAAGUUCUUCAUUUGAAGGUGUUUUCUUCGUCUCAAGUGCAGAAGUGCAAGGGUUCUAAUUCCUAUUUCCUUCACGGCCAGCAUUUAUGUGCCAUGGCAGAGUGAAGUAAACAAUGUAUGUAUUUUGAGACAUCAUUAUUGAUACCUCAUCGUUUGAAAUCAAAUGGUUAUAGAUUUCUUUAUUAUAAUACAAGGGUUCUUUAAAAUGAAAUAAUGGUACUCUUUUUUUUCGUUUCUUUUGAUUGUCAAUUAUCAUAUUACUAAAGGGCAGUGCUGCCAAGCUAUUCUGUCUCUAAAGACAAGUUUAGUCAUGCUGCAUUUGAUCAACCUGUAAAUGGUUGCAGCUUCUUUCUUUUAGUCUUUUAUGUUUCUAUGGUGACUAAUUAUAGCUUGCCAUUUAUUUGAACAACCUUGGAAGAAAUAACAUAUGUACUACUUUUCUAUUUUUAAUGAUCUGGGUGUUGAGAAGUUAUGGAUGACAACAGUUCUGAAGUCAGAGGAUAAGGAGAAAUAUUAUGAAGUUCAGGAUCACAUACUUAUUUUGAGAUUUCAAGGAUUUGCGACUCUCCCUUUUUGGGAAGGUGAUUUUCUGCUGCAUUGAACCAAUGGCAAAUUCUUGAGUCCAUUGGGUGCCCCAAGGUGUGCUGUGCCUACAACAUUUUGUGAAUGGGCAAUUUAUCCAUCCUGAUAUAACCUGUUCCAUUCUACUCGACCCUUGUGCUGAGUUCCAUGCUACCUUAGUGGCACUGUUCAGAAGCAUGAUUUGAUGGCUCAUGGUGAACAAGAGCAUUCAAUGUCAAGGAGGCAGAUGGUACAGGAAAAUUGGGCAUAAUGAAUACCCCUCCUAGUUUUCUCAUACGAUGAGGGCUAAUGCCAAUUAAUCCUACUGAUUGAAUGGAAGAAUGGGAAAGAAUCCAAUCGCCAUUGAAGGUUUAUAAAGUAUUUGCCUCAUGUCAAGUGAAGAAGCUGGUCCUUUUCAAACUUUAGCAAAGGCUUACUAGUUUCAUUUCAUUAAUUGAAAACAUAUACAAGUCAAAACACUUGCAGAAAGCCCAAUGACUGACAACUCAUUGGGAUGGAGCAGUUAUUUCUGAUUUUCAUUUAGGACAUUUUCUAUCAGCAUUGACAUAAACAGAACAACCUAUAGCAAGGAUCUUGGUCCUCUGAAUACACUAUAAGCCAAGAGUUUCCAAGUAUAAGAAACAGAGGGUCGUUGUUCAAGUACAAUGAUUUUUAUCUAUAAUAAGCAUCAAUUUUAAAGUUGGAUUUUUUA